Messenger RNA from Aspergillus wentii DTO 134E9, 1302 nucleotides. RefSeq lists its product as uncharacterized. Gene Ontology annotation, molecular function: DNA-binding transcription activator activity, RNA polymerase II-specific. The record is from RefSeq and is a predicted model, not a curated record. Bases 1 to 1302 code for a protein of 433 amino acids. Lineage: Eukaryota; Fungi; Ascomycota; Eurotiomycetes; Eurotiales; Aspergillaceae. Gene Ontology annotation, biological process: regulation of transcription by RNA polymerase II. The transcript has 2 exons.
AUGAGUGAAAUGAACGUUGUCGUUGCGGGCUUUUGCGCGAGAGAUGAAGCUGCUUCUUCCAGAUGUAGAAAAAGCUGGCUUCUUGGUAUGUCUUGGAGGGGGGGCGACAAGAGGCUGUCCCGGUAUGGGUGCAUGCAGUGCAGGAAUUUUCGGGCCAAAGAUGGAGAAACAGUCCGAUGCUCUCACUGCCUCAGUCGCAGUCGCAGUGUAGCCAGUCGAUAUAAAUCGCCAUCAGCGCGACUUCAUCCCAGCAAAAGACUCCCUUCAUCAUCAUCUUCGCCAUCUACUCCAUCAUCUAACACAUUAACUCCCAUUGCCGGCCCAAACACUAUCACUCAACUCAUGAACCGGUUCAACUUCACACCCCCGGCCGGGAAAUUAAGCCUCGAAGACCUAGAGCUAGUGAUACAAUGGUGCACGUCGACAUAUUGCUCCAUCUCACGCAACAGCGCUGUCGAACGGAUAUGGCAGACUGUCGUGCCUCGGGAGGCUAUGAAACAUCCGUUCUUGUUGCAUGGCCUCCUUGCACUAUCUGCACUUCACAUCGCCUUUAACAAUGAAGGGGAUGAAAGAGACCAUUAUUCCAAAAUUGCACAGAGUCAUCAGAUUCAGUCCCUUGCCAGCCUCAAACAUACAGCCGGAUGCGUAAACCGGACCAACUGUGAAGCUGUAUUUGCAGUUUCCAAUAUCGUCACAGCCUCUUUCUUUGCCCUUCCCUCCUUGAGGGGACCUGUUCCGGGUGGAUCUGCGAUAGACGACCUCUGCGAGGUCUUCCAGUCCACACGAGAGUCAAUGAAUCUAUUGACAGAAGCAGCACAAUGGGUGGAAGAUACCGAGCUUCGCCCAUUAGUCAAAAGCACCCCCACAAUGCCAAACACAUCCCGACUGGCAAUUCUCUGCCUGCAACGAUUAAACAUGACUCUAGCCAGUCGUGACCCACAACACGAGAAAGACGUCUAUGACAUCGCUCUGCAGCAUCUCGCUUCUUCACUAGAGACACUCGCACAAGGAGGCGAGGCCACGCCCGUCGCAUUCCUGUGGAUAUUGCGCAUCCCGUCUCGAUUCAUCGAACUCCUAAGAGAACGACAGCCAUUUGCGCUGGUUAUUCUCGCCCACUACGCCGUGACCAUCCACUCGAUGCGAGGUCAUUGGUGGAUGGGAGACUUGGGGGAGAGAGUACUCCACGAAAUCGGCCUGCACUUGAAUGCUGAAUGGAGACAGUCGAUUGACUGGGUCAUCGAUGCAACGGGUUGCUAUAUCCCGACUCCAGCUAUUCAAAACAGCCAAUCGGUGUUGUUGUGA